CUCUAGUGUUCACUUAACCUAAAAAUUGUUGUGGUGACAUGAAAGUAAGCAGAGUUUAAAAUUGUUUGUAAACAUGUUUAAAAACACGUUUCAGAGUGGUUUUUUGUCAAUUUUGUACAGUAUAGGCAGCAAGCCUUUGCAAAUCUGGGACAAGAAGUGUAAGAACGGACAUAUUAAACGCAUAACAGAUGAAGACAUCCAGUCUUUGGUUUUGGAGCUCAUCGGUUGUAAUGUGAGCACUACGUAUAUCACAUGUCCAGCGGACCCCAAGAAGACCCUCGGCAUAAAGCUGCCCUAUCUGGUGAUGAUUGUGAAAAAUUUAAAGAAGUAUUUUACAUUUGAAGUUCAGAUAUUGGAUGACAAGAACGUCCGUCGGAGAUUCAGAGCAAGCAACUACCAAUCAACAACCAGGGUGAAACCAUUCAUAUGCACGAUGCCAAUGCGUUUGGAUGAAGGCUGGAACCAAAUCCAGUUCAAUGUUGCUGACUUUACCAGAAGAGCCUAUGGCACAAAUUACGUGGAAACACUCCGCGUGCAAAUUCACGCUAAUUGUCGUAUCCGGAGAGUGUAUUUUUCUGACAGACUAUAUUCUGAAGAUGAGCUGCCUGCUGAAUUCAAGCUUUUCCUGCCUAUACAGAAUAAGACGCGAACGGCUGUAGCACAAUAGUAUUUUUAGGGAUUUUGAGAAUAAAUUUAUUCUUGGACUGCACUAUUGAUUAUAAGACACGCGAGUGAAAUUGUAUAUUUUGGCUGUGGCACAAAGUAAUAUGCUAAUAAACAUGUCAAACACCA
Molecule: messenger RNA, 792 nt
Organism: Acanthoscelides obtectus
Lineage: Eukaryota; Metazoa; Arthropoda; Insecta; Coleoptera; Chrysomelidae
Source: the annotation of a GenBank genome assembly